GGGUAUCCAAUCAUCUACGGUCACGCGCGAACGGAACACCCUCAACCUUUUGCUUUUUCAGUUACUAACUUAAUAAUACCUUCAACCGAAGCCAUCUGUUCCAAACCUUCUCUGAUUCUGCCAGCGCCAGGCCCCCUCGCCAAUUGGCGGCAACAAGGAAUCGUCUCUUUAUCCUUGUCACCAACCCGAAGUUUCCUUAUCCUUUUUAUUUAGAUCCAUUUGGUUUUUGCCUACUCUGAUUGUUUAGAUCUAUUUUUAUUUGGCCCCAUGAGUCGCUACGAUUCAAAUCCUUUCGAAGAAGAAGAGGUCAAUCCCUUCGCGAACUCAGGCACAGUCCCUUCUGCAACAUCUAAGCUCUCACCCCUUCCUCCUGAGCCUUAUGAUCGUGGAGCAACUAUCGAUAUUCCUCUAGAUUCCUCAAAGGAUGUAAAGGCAAGAGAGAAGGAGCUUCAAGCUAAGGAAGCUGAAUUGAGAAGAAGGGAACAGGAACUAAAACGAAGGGAAGAUGCUAUAGCCCGAGCUGGUAUAGUUAUAGAGGACAAAAAUUGGCCACCUUUUUUCCCUAUCAUUCAUCAUGACAUUGCGAAGGAAAUACCAAUACAUCUCCAGAAGGUUCAGUAUGUUGCAUUCACAACUUUUUAGGUAUGUUUUAGUUUGGUUCUGUGCCUUACAUGGAAUAUUCUGGCAGUUACUACUGCUUGGAUCAAAGGGGAAGGUCCUACGAUAUGGUUUCUUGCUAUUAUCUACUUUAUUUCAGGUGUACCAGGAGGCUAUGUGUUGUGGUAUCGCCCCCUUUAUCGGGCAAUGAGGACUGACAGUGCUAUGAAGUUUGGCUGGUUUUUCUUGUUUUACCUGUUGCACAUUGGCUUUUGCAUAUUCGCUUCAGUUGCUCCACCGAUUAUCUUCAAAGGAAAAUCUCUCACAGGUAUCUUGCCCGCAAUAGAUUUGCUGGAUGACCACGCACUGGUUGGGAUAUUCUACUUUAUUGGGUUUGGGUUAUUCUGCCUUGAGUCUCUGCUGAGCGUCUGGGUUAUUCAGCAAGUAUACAUGUACUUCCGUGGUAGCGGCAAGGCUGCAGAGAUGAAGCGCCAAGCUGCGAGGAGCACCAUGAUGGCAGCUCUAUGACGUGACUCAGAAGGUGGACGGAGCACUUGGCUUCUUGCUGACUGCCAUCAAAAAAUUGAUUUCUCUCAGUUGCCAAUGCCUUCCACUCUUUGCGGCUUGCUUAUUUUCACAGGUUUUGGGCUGGAGGAUUAUUGAGUCAUGCUCAUACCAGAUGAUUUAGAUAGAAAACCUCGUUGUGCAUAUGCAAACAAGGAUGAGAUGCGCCCUUGAUAUAAUAUUGUUUGGCGAACGGAAUAUUACUUUACUUUCCUUCUUUAUAGUAUACUUUUUUUAUCAGCCAAAAAUAGUUUGUUUUCAAA
Molecule: messenger RNA, 1424 nt
Organism: Prosopis cineraria
Lineage: Eukaryota; Viridiplantae; Streptophyta; Magnoliopsida; Fabales; Fabaceae
Product: secretory carrier-associated membrane protein 1
Exons: 12
Biological process (GO): protein transport
Cellular component (GO): trans-Golgi network membrane; recycling endosome membrane
Source: RefSeq, a predicted model, not a curated record